This is a messenger RNA of Drosophila persimilis, 827 nucleotides long. Its product is annotated as CD63 antigen. The transcript is spliced from 5 exons. Gene Ontology annotation, cellular component: membrane. Bases 16 to 735 code for a protein of 239 amino acids. The record is from RefSeq and is a predicted model, not a curated record. Lineage: Eukaryota; Metazoa; Arthropoda; Insecta; Diptera; Drosophilidae.
UAUCGCACAAGUGAUAUGUACAAAGACAAAUUAAGUCUCCAACAUGAGCCUGUUUGCGUUUGCCCCACCCUGGAUACCAUUUCCAUGCGUUAUCUUAUCUGCUUUUAUAUCAUAUGUGGCAUUUUACUCAUCACAUUCGGUUCCAUUAUGGUCUCCACCAUCAAAGACUUUUCGAGCAUGGAUGAGACUUUCACAGCCAACAGCGUGGCCAUCAUAAUCCUGGUCCUGGGCUGCCUCAUCUUCCUCGUGGCGUUCAUGGGCUGCUGUGGAGCCAUUCGCGAGGAUGCUUGUUGUCUGACCACGUACUCCAGUGUGAUGAUGGUCCUGCUGAUCAGUCAGCUGGUUUUGAUCAUCUACGUUUGGGUGGACCAUGUACAGAUCCAGCAAUCCCUGGAGAAAAUUGUGGAGACUAUUUGGCAGCAGCGCAAGACGGACAGCAUUCUCCUGGACACCAUGCAGCGCACCUUCAAGUGCUGCGGUCUGCAUAGAUUCUCCGAUUACGGCGUCUCAUACCCAGCUUCCUGCUGUGACUCACCCAGCAAUGGUACUUGUGGUCUGACGGCGGUCAUGCUGCGCCCUGGCUGCUUGGACGCGGUUGACUCGUUCUGGGAUACCAACGUGAAUAUUAUCAAAUACGCCGGUCUGGGUGUCACAGCCAUUGAGCUCGUGGCCUUUAUAUUUGGUUGCUGCUUGGCAAAUCAAACGCGCAACUCCGCGAGACGCCAGAACUAUUAAGCUCCAAAGUAUUAACUGCUAAGACACAUCUCCUAUUCAUGAGUUAAAUAAAUCGUAAUACACUUGAAAUACGAACGUUUUCAAGUUCAUAA